AAAGAAUCCAAAGCCUCUUAAAAGUCCUGAAUCCCUCUAACCAAACAAUUUUAAAUGCAAACCUAGCAGAGUGACCUUGACCGUACAUUUUUCUGUCCUAGUUAAUUGGAGGUGGUCUUACUUUGGUCACAGCUCAGAAGCGAAGAGACUUCUUAGUUCUUACUCUUUGAAACUUAGUUUCUCUGAGACUCCCAUAUUGCAUGCAGAAUGGCUAUGCUGGUGAUGAGGGUGGUGGUGGCUGUGGUGGUGUUGGUUCUCUUACUGGCGUUAGGUUCGCGGGCAGUGGAUGUUCAUCAGCUAAGGCUGGUGGCGGCCAAGUAUAAUGUAACCUCCAUCAUAGUUUUUGGCGAUUCCAGUGUUGAUCCUGGCAACAACAACCUUCUCGAUACCAAUGCGAAAGGAAAUUUCCCACCUUACGGGGAAGACUUCUUUAAUCACCGCUCUACCGGAAGGUUGAGCAAUGGAAGACUUGCCACGGACUUCAUCGCCGAGGCAUUAGGCUAUACAACCAUCAUUCAAGGCUAUCUUGACCCUCACAAAAGGAAAGCAGAUCUUGUGCACGGUGUUAGUUUUGCAUCAGCAGGUUCUGGCUACGAUGACCUCACUGCUAAUCUCCGGAAUGUGUUGACUAUUUCCAAGCAAUUAGAGUAUUUCAAACAUUAUAAGACUCAAGUGAAGCAAAUGGCGGGAGAGCAAAAGGGUGAAGAAAUCCUCCAAAAUGCAAUAUAUCUUCUAAGCAUGGGAACAAAUGACUUUCUUCAAAACUAUUUCCUCGAACUCAACCGCUCCGAGACAUUCACAGUGGAACAGUACGAGGAUUACUUGAUCUCUUGCAUGGCUCGUGAUGUUAAGGCAAUGUAUACCCUUGGAGUUAGGAGAUUAGUGGUAGUGGGACUUGCCCCAUUUGGGUGCACCCCACUUAUCAAAACACUAAGGGACGACACCAAGUGCGAUGCUACAUUUAACAGUGUGGCCCUCUCAUUCAAUUCUAAGUUAAAGGCAAGGUUGGCAAUUCUUAAGAAAUCAUUGGGGAUGAAAGCUGCCUAUAUAGAUGUAUACAACAUGGUUGACAAGGCUAUUCAGAACCCACAAAAAUAUGGUUUCUCAGAGACUUCAAAGGGGUGUUGUGGGACAGGAACUAUUGAAUAUGCUGGUUCAUGCAAAGGGUUGAGUACAUGUGCUGAUAGAACAAAAUAUCUAUUCUGGGAUGCAGCUCAUUUCACUGAAAAAAUGUACAAGAUCAUUGCUGAUGAGGCUUUGACAUCAGUCAUUGAGAGUUUGUUGAACUAAGGAUCAUAAGUUUGGGUAAUUGGUAUGGUAUAGUGGUAAUGUGAUUUAAGGAUAUUUUGGUAUUUGGCAAGAAUUUUUAAUUAGUAUGUAUGACUAUUUAUAAGUAUUGGGUUGUGUUGUACUUCCAUGCUAUGUAGUCCAAUGUACUUGUACCCUUAAUUGUAGAAUUCUCUCUC
This is a messenger RNA of Ilex paraguariensis (yerba mate), 1466 nucleotides long. NCBI's taxonomy places the organism in Eukaryota, Viridiplantae, Streptophyta, Magnoliopsida, Aquifoliales, Aquifoliaceae. The record is from the annotation of a GenBank genome assembly.